Filobasidium floriforme is the source of this 742-nucleotide messenger RNA. RefSeq lists its product as uncharacterized. Gene Ontology annotation, cellular component: mitochondrial intermembrane space. The record is from RefSeq and is a predicted model, not a curated record. NCBI's taxonomy places the organism in Eukaryota, Fungi, Basidiomycota, Tremellomycetes, Filobasidiales, Filobasidiaceae. The transcript is spliced from 3 exons. Gene Ontology annotation, biological process: mitochondrial respiratory chain complex IV assembly. The coding region runs from base 98 to 463 and encodes 121 amino acids.
CUUACUCUUAUCGACUCAGCUCUUACAACCUCUCAACAGUACCUCGACCUGAAGUUCGUUUAGAUUCGUAUUUUUUGAUCGAGGACUUCACGCUAUCAUGUCUUUCGGCCGUCCACCAACAAUAGGAGACACCUUCAAGCUCACGCCGCCUCAGCGGGGCUCGUUUCCUCUCGACCACGAUGGUGAAUGCAAAGAAGUGAUGAAAGCAUACCUCAAGUGCUUGAAAGAGAAUGCGAGCAACAAUGGGAAAUGUCGAGCGUUGUCGAAAGAUUACCUCGAGUGCAGGAUGAGCAAUAAUCUGAUGGAAAGAGACGAUUUCCACAACCUCGGCUUGGGCAACAUUGGGCCAGGGGGUACCGCGACUCCGUCCUCAAGUCCGCUUGCAAAUGCCGGCGCAGCAACAACAAAUACACAGACACCGUCGUCUUCAUCCACGGCUACAUCGAGGGGAAGCCUACGAUGAUCUUCCCCAACACACCCCAAUCUUAGCAUAUCUCAUUGUAUCCACUACCCACGCCACCACUUUCACUUGAUCUGCAGGCAGCCAGCAGCCGAGCACCUUUGCUUUCCAUCUAUCGCACAUAUAAAAUGUCUCAAGUUGUUUCGCUCAAGGUCCAGCGCGAUCGUUGAGCAAAGGAGCAAGACGUUCUGCCUCGGACGAGCCCGCCUCACCUGAUGUUCGAGGUGAUCACCGAUGUUGCGAUGCAAGUGAAACAUCACGCAAAAUACAUAUUAUGACAUG